AUGACGCUGCGGGCGGGCGCUGAGUUCAUAUUUCGCAUGCUGGCUGGAGGCAUCAUCCUGGGAGUGGCCCUGUGGCUCCGGCAUGACUCGCAGACAACAAAUAUUCUCUACCUGCAGCUGGGGGACAAGCAGGCCCCCAACACCUUCUAUGUCGGAAUCUACAUCCUGAUUGCGGUUGGAGCCGUCAUGAUGUUUGUGGGGUUCCUGGGAUGCUACGGUGCUAUUCAGGAGUCUCAGUGCCUUCUGGGAACGUUCUUCACUUGCCUGGUGAUCCUGUUUGCCUGCGAAGUUGCGGCUGGAAUUUGGGGAUUUGUCAACAAAGACCAAAUAGCCAAAGAUGUGAAGCAGUUCUACGAUCAAGCAUUUCAACAAGCGCUCAUGGCAGAAUCGGAUAUGAACAACGGGAAGGCUGUAGUGAAGACCUUUCAUGAAACGCUGGACUGCUGUGGUCCCGAUAAUGCAGUAGGAGCUAUCACUCCCCUGUGGAGAGACGACCUCUGCCCAAAGAAGGAAACCGUCCUGAAAAACCUUAUUGAGUCCUCAAACUGCCACAAAAAAAUUGACGAGCUGUUCUCCGGGAAGCUGUACCUGAUCGGUAUCGCUGCUAUCGUGGUUGCUGUGAUCAUGAUCUUCGAAAUGAUCCUGAGCAUGGUGCUGUGCUGUGGCAUAAGGAACAGCUCCAUCUACUGAGCCGUGAGAGCUGGGGAGGGGAAGGGGGCAGUAGGGCGGACGGCGCUAGAGGGGACCCCAAGUGCCACCAAGUGACCAGGAGACAUUUCAGCAAAAGACGAAGACAACUAUGUAUAUAAAUACUUCCAAUAUUACCAUACAGUACUUAAUCAUUUUUAUUUUGAAGUACUUUUUUUUUUUAAUAAAUAAAACUUUCCCGUAUCCUUGUGGCUGAGUUAGUUACACAUCAGUUUUGUGUGAUGGGGAAAGCUGCUGUAGCAGGAGAUCGAGUCCUUCCUCCCCCUUCCCCACCCCCUGUAACUCAGAAAUAACGCUGGUGGAAGAUGUACAGAGGAGAAGGCUGCAGCCUGUUAUCAGAAAAUUCUGCCUUGGUUUUUACUCUCUUUUUCAACACCAACUUUUUUUAUAUAUGUAAUUGGAUGCUGAAGCAGGAUUUAGCAUUUUUGUUCAUUUGUACUCAUCUUUUCCUACCAUCACCCCAACUCCCUGGCGUUUCCAAGCUGUCCGUAGGGCAGCCUGGCUGACUGCCAGUAGCCUGGGAGAGAGGAGAGGAGAGGAAACAGCCCCUGUCGCCUGGGUGCGAUGUGUCCCGGGGGAAACGCAGGUGCGUUGUUCUUCUCCAACCUGUUUGCAUCGCUAGGUCAAUCCUUAACAGAAGUCAUGCUUAAUUUUUUUUAUUCUCUGCAGAGUGGGGAUGGUUUUGGCUUUUUGUUUUUGUGGUUUUUUUUUUUCUUGGAGCUAUAACUUUAUAAAUUGGCUCAUUUCCAUUGAUUUGUUAAAUUAAAGGGUCAGUGGCUGGGGGGGAAUUUUAGUCCCAGUUUUUCAAAUAUAACAAACUGAAAAUUAAGUCACUUUUUUAACCUCCUUUACUGUUUCUUUAUAGACAUGUUUUUGGGAGAGUCUAGUUCUGUACUGUUUCCACUGUUAUGCUAAUGCUUGCAUACAAAUGGUAUUGGAAAAAAGAAGAAAACUUUUUUUAAAAAAAAGUCCUUAACCUUAGAAAUCCUGCAUUUAUGUAUUGCAGGAUGACGCUUGGGGGUUCCCAGCCAUAUGCAUACAUGUUUAAAAUUUCAUCUUUGCAUCACUCUCGUGUUCAAUGAAAUUUUCCUUACUUAUAGCAUAUUGUCGCACACUGUAACAUUGCUCGGAAAUUGUCAUAACCUGAUUUUGGAAAAAAAAAAAGUUUAUUUUUAAGACCUUCCACUUCCAGUUACAGCAAUGGCAGGAGAUCAGCUUAUCAAAGCAAGGGAAUUCAGGAUUUUGGAUCACACCAGUUGAAACACUUUCUUGUGACCUGGUAAGCUUUGAUUGCCAAUUCAAUGUAUGUGGCUUCUGUUGUAUGCCACUCCGUUACCAUGUAGAUAGAGGGGGAGAGUGACCCAGGAGCUAUGUAAUAAAAUCAGAGUGUCUCUAAAAAGAUGAUCUAUAUGUAUAGUUCUAUAGAUAUAUAUUUUUAAGCAAAGCCUUUUCCUUAGCUGUGUGGGCACUUGAGCUGGAAAUUAUAGUAUCUCUCAGCUCUUUGCCACCUUGAAGCAGGUAAGGGGAGGAGUUGAAACUAGUGAUCACCUUCCCCACUUCAGGAAUAUUUCUGUUUCUUAAAGUAUUUCACUCUCCCCCUUCAUUGCAAUGAAGAGCUUCAGAUCGGAUAGGGAGGGAGACCCGUGAUCGUUUUAAACUAGUACCUUGUCCACUGCCCGUGGCUGCCGUGGCCUUUGCCACUACAGGAUAGGAAAUUCCUGCAGUGGGGCAAACUGAUCCAUUCGGAGGCUUUUCCCCCCUUCCACUCCCCCCUUUAUUCUUCCUGCCUUUUAGUAUAUAGGGCCUUUAAAAAGUAUAUAGGUAAAUAUAUAUAUAUAUAUCAAGUUGUGCUGGGAAAGAGGAGGAAGUGCUUCAACAGAACUUCGGAUUGAGGGGUUGGACAAGAAAAGAUUCAGCCUUAGAAAUAGCCUUAAAGCCACACUGUCCUGAAUGUCCACGUUGUGCACGUCAAGAAUGAGACGAGGUUUUGCAAUAGGUAGCCCCUUCCCCUGCUCCCCAGCAUAGCUCCUUCAGGUCAUCUACUCUGUUAUGUGGCUAUAUGUAUAUGCAUCAACCAAGCAUGUGUGUUUACAUAUAUGUGCAUCAGGAUCGUUAGCAUACAGAAUGGAUGUGUAACUUGCCGCCUUUUUUGUUGACUGUUGAUAAAUGUGUAUAAAUAUGCCAUUAAGCAUUUCAAUUCUGUUUUCUUUCCUUAUACUGUAUUUUUGAUAUUGUUCAGUAUUCAGUUGAUGCUGUGUAUGUAGCUGGAGCUCUGUUUGAAGACAGACUGCGUCUUGAUGCAGAUCAGACACACAUCCUUGGACACUGUAGCUUUAGGUUGUCCCAGGCAGGAGCAAUUGGGAGAAAGUGGUACUUGGAGAGGGAGCCUGAGAGCUGUGGGAGGAAGAAGAGCAGGAUGUUUGCUCAGACCACGUCCCGCACAGGCUGCAAUUUGUUCUCUGGCUCAUUUCAGAGGUGGCUUGUCACUGUGGGGAGCUCCAGAGGCAGCUCCCUGGGCCACCUCCUGUCCCUGUGGCUGCUGCGGGAAAGGUGCUGCGGGAGGGAAACAGCCAGCGGCUGGGAAGGUCGUGGGAGGGGGCAGAAGGAGUUUUGCAGGGAGAGGGUAAUGCUUUCUUUAGAGUUACUAGCUGACAGUCCCCAUGUUUGAUGGAAUGGUCAUCAGCUGUAGCAGGAGGGGUCAGCCCUGGGAGAAGAGGGACAGAGAAGAACUGUCAUGCUUAAGAACAAUGAAGUAGCUGAGAAACCCUCACAGAAAAAACUACGCACUUGGGCCUCCCCUAGUCUGGUCUCCUGUGAAGCUGGACCCGAGUUAAAACAAACUAGAGAGGAAGCUGUGAAGGGCUGAGGGGACUCACCCUGUUGCAAGCGCUCAGGAUCCAAAAGCAACAGGGCUCUUCUGCCAGUUGGUCGGUCCCAAAGCUGGCUGAGGUGAAGGGGAAAAAAACACUAGGUAGGACCCCUGCCCUGCCUCAGACCCUCUCCUGAAUACUUGUGCAUUUGUGUGUGCAACACGUCCUGCUCCCCUCGCACCCCAAAAAACAAAGGAUGAAAUUGUGAGCUGUAAAUACAAACCCCUCCCUCUCCAGGGAAGCAUCCUCCUAGAGCUAGUGACAGCUGAGAAAAUGGCUGUGAGCUGAGGUGGGGAGGAGGAGAGAGGCUGGUGGGGAAGAGGAGAGUCAACGGUCCAGGUCUAAGUUCAAAGACCGUAUCGAAAGGUCAAACAGAGCUGCUGACAGCUUAACUGAAUGCUUGGCAUUUUUCAUACUGUGGAGCAUGCCACAAAGCAGUGUGUUUAACUUCUUUCUGCCUUUUUUUUAAAGAAAUGAAACAAAAAUCAAUUUAAUAAACAUUUCUCAUAGUGUGCAUA
Messenger RNA from Pygoscelis adeliae (Adelie penguin), 4096 nucleotides. It is a transcript of the gene CD81, whose product is annotated as CD81 molecule. The record is from RefSeq and is a predicted model, not a curated record. Bases 1 to 690 code for a protein of 229 amino acids. Gene Ontology annotation, cellular component: membrane. The transcript is spliced from 8 exons. Lineage: Eukaryota; Metazoa; Chordata; Aves; Sphenisciformes; Spheniscidae.